GGUAAUUAUUCAGUCUCGUGUUAGAUCCGAGUGUGCGUCUCCCUUUCCUUGUCAGUCGGUGAACUUACUCCACUUUUCCUGCUAUGACCUUACACGGCUACAGCUAGUGCUCUUUCUUGGUUUGGCUGUUUCUGCAGGAUGGUAUAAAUCGCCUAACUGCCAGCAUAUCAUCUCUCCAACAACAGAGAAAUUCAUCCUCAGCAGUCUAGAACACUCAUACGACUCCACCAUCUAGUAUAUCUCAUAAUGAAUCCUCAGAGACACUACCGACAAGACUUGAACAACCAUGCCAUUCAAGCGGGCCUGGCACUCACCUAUGGGGACCCUACUGCCGAAGGCCCUCAGAAUUCGAUUAUUUGGACCGUCAUUGCCUACAUUGACGGUAUCGAACAUGGACGAGGCAGCUCUAGCAGUAAGGGCCAAGCUAAGGAAAUUGCCGCUUACAAUGCGAUGAGUUACUUAGGGUUAGAUGUUAAUUGACUGCAAUGGGUUCACAUACUAGCCCCAUUCCCUUUUGUUUUCUAACUCAUGUAGGGUUCUAGAGCACCUGAUAUAAAGACGUCACACUUGUAUUGCUCACAAUAUUUGGU
Molecule: messenger RNA, 590 nt
Organism: Desarmillaria tabescens
Lineage: Eukaryota; Fungi; Basidiomycota; Agaricomycetes; Agaricales; Physalacriaceae
Exons: 3
Coding region: 247-480 (77 amino acids)
Source: RefSeq, a predicted model, not a curated record